Molecule: messenger RNA, 1934 nt
Organism: Manihot esculenta (cassava)
Lineage: Eukaryota; Viridiplantae; Streptophyta; Magnoliopsida; Malpighiales; Euphorbiaceae
Product: putative UPF0481 protein At3g02645
Exons: 3
Coding region: 530-1813 (427 amino acids)
Source: RefSeq, a predicted model, not a curated record
AUUCACACAGUUACAUCGUUGUAAAGUUGAGAUUUUUGGUUGGAACAUGGACAUGAAUUUACUUUUUAAGGAUUAAACUUAAUUGUAAUGUUCAUGUUUUUAUUUAGAUAUCUGAGUUUUGAACUAUUGUAGGAAUCAAUUACAAGAAAAAAAAGAAAAGAAAAGAGGAAUCAGAUAUAAAUUUCUAAUGUGAAACUUAUCUAGUGUUGUGGAAAGUAUGUUGGCAAAUAUUUAAAUUAGUGAGUAUAAAUCCCUUUCUUAUUGAAGAACCAAUAUAAAAAAUUUUAAAUGUAUAAAAGUCACCCAGGACUCUGGUUAACUCUCGGCAAUGCUUCUCGGACAUUGAAACAGAUUAUCAUGUGACUGAAGAGGAAGAACAAUCAUAUUUAGCAGAAAGGGAAGAACAAGCCUGUUCUCUCUAUAUCUACCUCCAGUCUUCUCCCCCAAAAUAACAGCAGGACAGAUACUUUCAAAAUUGUGGACUCUAUGGUUAUAGUCUCACCAUUGGAACAUCUGAUAUCACGAGCAGAUGAACAACAAAGAUCAACUUGAUGUUAAAGAGAUAGCAAUGUCUAUAAGGGAUGAUUUGGCAAACUUGCAGCCUUUAUCUGAUAAUUGCUGUAUCUAUAGAGCACCAAAAAGGGCACAAAAAUUACAUGAGAAGUUAUAUACACCUCGAGUAGUCUCCAUAGGUCCUCUUCACCAUGGAAAAGAAGAGCUCAAAGCAAUGGAGGAGCAUAAAAGGAGGUACCUGUUUGAUUUUCUUCAACUAAGCAAUUCAAGCAAUGGAGUCUCUCUUGAGAGUUAUAUUACUUGUAUAGAGAAAAAUGAGGGAAAGGUACGUAAUUGUUAUGCAGAAACCAUUGAACUCGAGAGUGAGAAAUUUGUGAAAAUGAUGUUAUUAGAUGCCACCUUCAUCAUUAUGCUGCUAGUGAAACAUCACGUCUCUCAAUUGCAAAGCAGCAAUGAUCGUAUAUAUCGUAUACACAAAAAGAUUUACGAUAUAAGACAUGACAUCAUUUUACUUGAAAAUCAGGUUCCAUUUUUCAUCCUUGAGGAAUUGUUUCAGCUCUCUAAUAUUGCUGGAAGUGUGGGUGGGCUCUCCAUGAUUGAGCUCACUCAUAGAUUCUUUCAAGGCAGAUGGGAUUCCUGGGUGACGAAGGAUAUUUUGAAGGAAAAUGACUUCUCUCAAGUAAAACACUUUCUUGACUUUCUUAGAAUUUGUCAGAGACCACAGAGGCCGAAGCAGCUCAAGGAAAUAGAGAAACUAAUGAUACCAACGGCGACUGAGCUCUACCAUGCAGGGGUGAAGUUUGAGUUGCAUCCAAGUGGAAACAAACUAGACAUAGAAUUUGAUAAUGGCAUUCUGAAAAUCCCACAUUUUAGAAUAGAGAAAGAAGUAGAAAUUUUGUUGAGAAAUCUCCAAACCUAUGAGGAUUGCCAUUGUGAUCCAGGUGACAUGCAUAUAAACGACUACAUUGUCUUGAUUGGGAAGCUUUUGAAAUCUGGUAAAGACGUUGAAAUACUUGAUGAAAGUGGAAUGAUAGAGAAUUGGAUGCAGAACAACGAAGCAGCUGCAACUCUUUUCUGCAACAUGGACUGUACUGCCGAUCCUGAAAACUUCUAUUUUUCUAAAGUCGUCGACGAUCUCAACUCAUAUGAGAAAAGUACUUGGCACAAGUGGAUCGCGAAUUUGAAACAAAACUAUUUUAACACUCCAUGGGCUGGAAUCUCUGUUGCUGCUGCCGUUAUUCUCCUCGUACUCACUCUGAUGCAAACAGUGUGUUCCUUUCUUCAAUUGGCUAAGGCUUAAAGCUUUAGUUAGCUUCCAUUUCGAUUGUUUUGAGUGAAUGUUGGGUUGCUUUUGUAGUGUAUGCAUCACGUUCAUGAUAUUUUGAUAUUUUGAAGAACGUGAUAUUUUGAUAUUUUGAAAA